Messenger RNA from Uranotaenia lowii, 2397 nucleotides. Its product is annotated as ubiquitin-conjugating enzyme E2 N. The transcript has 2 exons. Bases 285 to 743 code for a protein of 152 amino acids. The record is from RefSeq and is a predicted model, not a curated record. Lineage: Eukaryota; Metazoa; Arthropoda; Insecta; Diptera; Culicidae.
GCAGAGCGAAAAAAGAGACGUCUUCGUUCGCUGGUACGUCGGUCGCCAUCAUUUUGUUCAAAUAUUCGAUUCCAAUUACAAAAGCUUAAAGCUGGUGGAUAGUUUUCAAAUUAUUUGAAAUUACUUGUCGAGAAGUUAGACACCCCGUAAAGCCAACGAUUAAUCGGUAUCGAAAGUGUAUCGCGCUGGGAUCUUGAUUCCAAUAUCCGCGUGAAAAUUAUCCGCAGUGCUGAACGUGAAAAAAGAGGAAGGUGUAAAGUCCGUCAGCUAAAGAGGUGACAAAGAUGGCUGCUCUACCCCGUAGAAUAAUCAAAGAAACUCAACGUUUGAUGCAGGAACCUGUGCCUGGGAUCAGCGCUGUUCCGGACGAGCAAAAUGCGCGAUAUUUUCACGUGAUUGUAUUUGGCCCCGAAGAUUCACCCUUCGAGGGUGGUCUUUUUAAGCUGGAACUAUUCCUGCCGGAAGAUUAUCCGAUGUCGGCACCGAAAGUACGAUUUAUCACUAAAAUCUAUCAUCCAAACAUCGAUCGAUUGGGUCGAAUUUGCCUGGACAUCCUGAAAGACAAAUGGAGCCCAGCACUGCAGAUCCGUACCGUUUUGCUGUCCAUCCAAGCCUUGCUAAGUGCCCCGAACCCAGAUGAUCCAUUAGCCAACGACGUAGCCGAGCUAUGGAAAGUCAACGAGGCAGAGGCAAUCCGAAACGCUAAAGAGUGGACACAGCGAUACGCUAUUGUGGAUAAUUAAAAUAAACAAGAGUUCGAGGAAAUUAAGCAAGAUCAAUAACCGUUGAAUGUGUAGAACUGGCGCGACUUUUAUUAAAUUAAUUUUACAAACAAGAACAUUAACAAAUUUCACUUGAGAAUAAAGAAAUCAGCAAAAUGAGAUAUAUUCCGACCCCAGAAGAGAAUGUAUGCAACCCAAUGCAGCGAAUAAUUAGAAGAAAAAAAAACAAAAAUUGGACCUUUUCGGCGUUUGUUGUUAUCGAUGGAAAUUGCAGGCAAUCUUUCAUUCUUAUGUUUGCCCAAAUCUGCUCCAAAGAUUGCGUUCAUCAAUCUCGAUAUAUCGGCAUCAGAAUCGAGCCUUCAAAUUCUUGAACGAUGGCAACAAAUAAAAACAUACACCCCGAGAGCCGUGAAAGAAGAGAACAGCUGAACUGCAGCAGACAACAAAGAGCAAAACAACAUCAAUGCGUGUGAAAAUUCUUCGGUUACAAAAAGAAAGCUGGAGGUCAGUGUUAGUCGUAGCCGUAGCCCGCCGCAGGCCAGGGGAGCAGCGAGGGAGAAGGGAAAGCACUUUUGAUUGAUUUUUCUACAGCACUCGCAAACUCAUGCAUUGCCACUGCCUGCUGCUGCUGUCCGUAUUGUUGUUUCGAGAAGGUUCCUACUCAUCAGUGGCAAAACAGAAGCAACAGUAUAAUAGUAACAACAACAGUAACGUCGAAAAAGGCAACGUUUUAAUCGCGAAAUGCGCCACCACCAAACACCAUCACCACCAUCCCUCUCAUUCGCUGUCCCUGCUUUGGAGAAAAUUGAAAGAUCAAACGUCGCAUCGAAUACUUUGAAUCAUCCCGGCACGAAUUGCUACAAGAACCGACUAUCUGACCGACACCGACGGAAACAAGUUUCAAUCUUUGGAUCUUAGACCAGCUUAUUUUUCACGCGAUGCGUCGUUUUAAGUCUAAUAGAAAUAAUAAAUAUAGUGGAUGAAACAUCAUAUUUAAACCAGCAACAACAUCUCAGCCGACCCACAGUAACAAAAAAAAAUACAUCUCGUACUCGAUUUGAUUAUCACCGAAUGCGAUCUGAAAUGUCCUGUAUCUGUAUUCACAUUCACAAUUCAUAAGUGGUUUUUCGAAGAGUUAUGAAGAACAAGGACGAAAACGUGAUUAUUCCAGCUAGUACUAGACUAGGCUAGAGUCAUUUCCCCAUUCUCUCUGAAUGUUCUCAUGUUUUUGUGUGCGUCUAAAAGACUUUGUUUUUUUUUACUUUGGUUUCGUUUUCGUUUUUCAUCUUUGUUCCGACGUUGCGUAUAGAUAUCCCGAAAUAAUUAAAAAAAAGCCGCAUUACUUGUAUUUGCAAACAUGAUUCUAGAUGUUUGAGCAAACAAAGGCUAAAAAUCUACAAUAGCAACAUAGAGGAAAAAAACAAAAAAAAAGGAAGCAAAAACUACACUAAAGCUAUUACGACUAAAAGGUGAAACACAGUUUAAGUAAUCGAAGGAGUAUAAAUAUUACUACUACUAUUAAUUAAUCAGCUCUAUUUAGAAAAUCCAAUACAAUUGAGUAAGAACAAAAGAGAGUGUAAAACUGCAAGAUUAAUUAUAACGAUAAAUUUAUUAUUACUGCAAGCAGAUAUAAGGAUUGUACAUUAGAAAAUGGAAUAAAAUCACUUUAGAAAAA